This is a messenger RNA of Aureobasidium musti, 336 nucleotides long. The record is from the annotation of a GenBank genome assembly. NCBI's taxonomy places the organism in Eukaryota, Fungi, Ascomycota, Dothideomycetes, Dothideales, Saccotheciaceae.
AUGGCUUCCAUGACUGCUUCGAGAGUACACACCGCCAUGACCCCAGUGCACUCCACUGUCUGGCAGAACAAGCUCAUAAAAGCCGUGGCCUUCGCGCUCCCAACUUCCAAGAAUGUUCCGACAGACGCGAAACUGACAUCGUCCANNGGUGGCCGCACUGCUUGGUCCAGUGUGGUUGAGGUCAACGGAUGCAAGCACCAGGCCCGCUACUGGUACGACGGAGACUGGGUCAACAACGCUCGCGAGGACGCUGCAGAAGUCGCUCUCCAGCGCAUGGGUGUGGUUCCUGUACCUCGCGGCCCUCAUGCCCGUCUCCUUGGCUCCAUCAGCGUGUAG